Molecule: messenger RNA, 1857 nt
Organism: Liolophura sinensis
Lineage: Eukaryota; Metazoa; Mollusca; Polyplacophora; Chitonida; Chitonidae
Product: sodium- and chloride-dependent glycine transporter 2-like
Exons: 14
Coding region: 154-1857 (567 amino acids)
Biological process (GO): amino acid import across plasma membrane; nitrogen compound transport; sodium ion transmembrane transport
Cellular component (GO): plasma membrane
Molecular function (GO): L-amino acid transmembrane transporter activity; amino acid:sodium symporter activity
Source: RefSeq, a predicted model, not a curated record
CAAUUUUUUUUUCGGCAGUGCUAGUUAACUGACACUGCUUUAUGCAUACUGCUUUUGUAUGUCUAUACAUAAUGUGAAGAGAUAAGUGUGUGUAGCAGUGAUUGCCGCAGGCUGGUGUUCAACGCACAUUCUAGGAACCCACAGCGCAUCAACAUGGCGCAGGAUAUGGAAGCCAUAGCGAAGGAUAAAAAAGACACGAGGAAGGAUACCAGUGAAAGAGGGAAAUGGCACAACUCCCUGGAAUUCAUGAUGUCGUGUUUAGGCUUUUCUGUUGGCGUGGGAGCUCUGUGGAAAUUCCCACACGUCGUCAUGAGAAAUGGAGGUGGAGCCUUUCUUAUCGUCAGUGCCAUUUUCAUUGUUGUAUGUGGCAUUCCUCUAUUUUUCCUUGAGAGCUGCAUUGGGCAAUACUUCUCAAUGAGCCCUCUUAGAUUCUGGAAAAUGAGUCCGUUGUUUCAAGGUGUGGGUAUUUCCAUGGUUCUGUUGUCUACCGUGUUUUCUGUCUAUUAUAACACGUUGAUCGCCUGGACCCUAUACUACUGCGUCAUGUGUUUCCGGCCUACACCUCCAUGGAACCACGUGUACAACGUACUGGACCUCUCGCGUGGAUUUGAGUUUAUGGGCACAUUGAAGUGGGAACUGGCGCUGGCUGUGACUAUCUCGUGGACCCUUGUCUUCAUCUGUCUCUGUAAAGGAGUCUUCUCUUCAAGGAUUGCGGUCUACAUCACAGCUCCGGCACCUUUUAUUCUCCUCACCAUACUGCUGAUCCGUGCCUCGCUGCUGCCGGGGUCUCUGGACGGGGUCCUCUUCUACGUGACCCCUGAUUGGGACAGGCUCAAAUCCUACCAGGUGUGGAUGGAAGGGUUUAUUUACGGGUUUUACAGCCUGGGUAACGGAUAUGGGGCAGUCACUACACUCGGCAGCUAUAACAGAUUCCAUGACAAGAGUCUAAUAAACUCAAUUAUCAUCAGCAUAGCAGAUUUACUGGCAGGGAUUUACUGCGGCUUCGCCCUGUUCACUAUCCUCGGUUACAUGGCUUACGAAACUGGCAUUCCUGUCUCUGAAAUACGGAAUUCAGGACCUGGCUUGAUUUUCAUCACAUACCCUCACACGGCCUCGUUACUGCCCUUACCCCAGCUCUGGACAGUUCUCUUCUUCCUCACCUGUAUUCUGCUGGCCGUGGACUCUCAGUUUGGGGCCUUCAAAACACUGACCAGCGGCCUAUGCGAUCUCUACCCCGGUACUCUGGGGAAACACAAGGUACUCGUCUGUCUGGCGGCGUGCGUGGGAGGCAAUCUAUUGGGACUCAUUUUUAUAACCCAGGGUGGCAUGUAUUAUUUCCAAGUAGUUGACUGGUAUUCGGCAGCAUUAGGCACAACAACCAUUUCCUUAUUUGAGGGGCUGGCCAUCGCCUGGGUGUAUGGGGCAGACAACUUUUGUGAAAACAUCAAGGAAAUGAUGCCCACCUUACCCAACAGAGUUCUGAAAAUCUUGAAAUUCCACUGGAAAUUUGUCCUUCCCGUCAUUUGUCUGGUAGUGUUAUCGAUCACCCUGUGGAGGUUUAAACCACCCACACUGAAUGACUACUCCUACCCAGAUAUUGCUCAGACAGUGGGUUGGGUGAUCGCCACAGGUAUUGUCUUACCAAUACCAGCCGCCAUUGUCUACGGCCUAUUCACAACUCAAGGCUCGCUAAUGCAGCGCUUCAAGCAUUUAUCAGCCAUGAGGUAUGACUCUUUUGUAAAACAUUCCUGUGAUGAAUGCAAGGAAAAAUCGUACUUCAGUGAUCUUCCACUGGAUAAGACAGAACUGGAAAUGUGCCAUAUGCUGCCCGAUGUUUUCCAAGAUGAUCGAGCUUGA